AUGUCUGGUUCUACCGCCCCUUACCAACCCUAUGCCGACAGAUAUCUCGGCGGCCCGGCUUCUGGCCCGACUGCUGAAGAUAUCCUCAAUGAUCUCGGCCUCAUUGGCAAGCUCCAACACAAGGUCAUUCUGAUCACAGGUGCCUCUGCUGGGAUUGGUCAGGAGACCGCUCGUGUCCUCCACUCCACUGGAGCAAAGCUCUAUCUCACGUUCCGCGACAAGGCCAGAGGACAAGCCGUCGUCGAAGACCUGGUAUCGAAGAAUCCCAAUGGACAAAAGCCUGUGCUCAUCGAAAUGGAACUUGCAAACCUUAAAAGCGUCAGGAACGCAGCCAAGGAGUUUCUCGACCAAGAAAAGCAACUGAAUAUCUUGAUCACCAACGCUGGUAUCAUGGCCGUCCCAGAAGGCCGUACCGUCGACGGCUUUGAGACGCAACUUGGCACCAACCACUUUGGACACUUUUUGUUCUUCCAGCUGCUCAAAUCCACAUUGAUUGCUAGUGGAACCGUCGAAUCACCCAGCCGUGUUGUUACUGUUUCCAGUGCUGGACACAAAGCAUGUGGCAUUUUCUUCGACGACCUCGACUUGACCAAGCAAGGUUACCACCCCAUGAUGGCCUACGGUCAAAGCAAAACCGCCAACAUCUACAUGGCCAACUCAAUCGAUCGCCACUACGCUGCAUCUGGUCUUCGUGCUGUAUCCGUACACCCAGGCUUGAUUUUUGAUACCCAGCUUGGACGUCACAUGUCUCNNCCCGAACAGCUUGCGGGAUUCGCUCCUCUGGCACCGUUUGCGAGAUCUGUGGAGCAGGGUGCGGCUACUACUGUAUGGGGAGCACUUUCUCCCUACUUCGACAAGCAAGGUGGUGUUUAUCUUGUGGAUGCCGGUGUGUCGAGUGUUGCUGCUGAAGAUGAGCCUCUUGGUGGUAGUGGGCAUGCUCCUCAUGCUUUCGAUGAAGAGGCCGAAGAGAAGCUCUGGAAGAUCAGCUAUGCUGCUGUCAAUUUGAAGGAAGAUGAUGAAUAG
Molecule: messenger RNA, 1023 nt
Organism: Aureobasidium uvarum
Lineage: Eukaryota; Fungi; Ascomycota; Dothideomycetes; Dothideales; Saccotheciaceae
Source: the annotation of a GenBank genome assembly